CCAGCAUUUCACAGAAUGGCACAAAUGGAACCUAACCUGGACCAUGAUGUAUCAUGGUUCCUCCUCCCAUCAUACUGGGCUAAAAUGGUUGUGGCAUUAAUUUCCUUCCUCUGUUUUGCUAACAGCUAUGAUGGAGAUUUUGUCUUUGAUGAUUCUGAAGCCAUCAUCAAUAAUAAGGACCUCAGGGCAGAAACCCCACUUGGUGACCUGUGGUAUCAUGACUUUUGGGGUAGCAAACUCAGCAGCAAUACCAGUCAUAAGUCAUAUCGACCGCUAACUGUCCUAACUUUCAGAAUUAAUUACCUUUUUGCUGGAGGCUUCUACCCAGUUGGUUUCCAUGUCAUCAACAUAAUACUGCAUUGUACUAUCUCAGUGUUGAUGGUUGAUGUAUUCUCCAUAUUAUUGGGUGGAUUGCAAUUCAGCAAUAAAGGAAGACGGCUAAACCUGGCUCCCAAGUCCUCUCUUCUUGCUGCUUUGCUCUUUGCUGUACAUCCAGUGCACACCGAGUGUGUUGCUGGGAUUGUUGGCAGAGCAGACCUACUGUGUGCCCUGUUCUUCUUGUUGUCAUUCCUUGGCUACUGUAAAGCAUUUAAAGAAAGCAAUAAGGAAGGACAUACAUUUUCUGUAUUCUGGGUGCUGGUGAGUGUUGUCCUAGGGGCAAUAGCCAUGCUGUGCAAAGAACAAGGAAUUACAAUACUGGGUUUGAAUGCAGUGUUUGAUGCACUGGUGAUUAACAAGAUAAAUCUUUUGGAGCUCAUUCGAAAGUUGCUGUAUAAGGACAAGUCAUUGGAGAAUGCUGGGCUGUUAAGAAAGGGGCUGCUUUUCAGGAUAGCCCUGUUGAUGUGUGGAGGGGCUGGAAUACUUUAUAUCCGCUGGAGGAUUAUGGGCACAGGGCCCCCAGCUUUCACUGAAGUAGACAACCCAGCUUCAUUCGCUGACAGUCUGUUUGUAAGAGCUAUAAACUAUAAUUACUACUAUUCACUGAAUGCAUGGUUGCUGUUGUGUCCCUGGUGGCUGUGUUUUGAUUGGUCAAUGGGCUGCAUACCCCUCAUUAAAUCCGUCAGCGACUGGAGGAUAAUUGCACUAGCAGCACUUUGGUUCUGCCUAAUUGGUCUGAUAUGCCAAGCUCUGUGCUCAGAAGACAGCCAUAAGAGAAGAAUCCUUACACUGGGACUUGGAUUUCUUAUUAUCCCUUUUCUUCCUGCAAGUAAUCUCUUCUUCCGAGUAGGAUUUGUUGUUGCAGAGAGAGUCAUCUACCUCCCCAGUAUUGGAUAUUGUAUUCUCUUUACAUAUGGAUUUAGUCUCUUGAGUAAGCAAGCCAAGAAAAAGAAAAUUCUUGCUGUGGCAGUACUUGGAAUCCUGUUGAUAAAUGUUAUGCGCUGUGCGCUCCGCAGCAGUCAGUGGAGGUCAGAAGAACAGCUUUUUAGGAGCGCAUUGUCUGUGUGCCCUCUGAAUGCAAAAGUGCACUACAAUGUUGGCAAAAACCUGGCUGACAAAGGAAAUCAAAGUGCUGCAAUCAAAUACUACAGAGAAGCUGUAAGGUUGAAUCCAAAAUAUGUGCAUGCCAUGAACAACCUUGGAAAUAUUCUGAAAGAAAGAAAUGAGCUCCAUGAAGCCGAGGAGUUGCUGUCCUUAGCUGUACAAAUACAACCUGAUUUUGCUGCUGCAUGGAUGAAUCUAGGAAUAGUGCAGAACAGUUUAAGAAGGUUUGAAGAGGCAGAGCAAAGCUACUGGACAGCAAUUAAACACAGAAAAAAAUAUCCAGAUUGUUACUACAAUCUAGGGCGGUUGUAUGCAGAUUUGAAUCGCCACAUAGAUGCAUUGAAUGCAUGGAGGAAUGCUACAGUCCUGAAACCAGAGCACAGUUUGGCCUGGAACAAUAUGAUAAUACUGCUUGAUAACACAGGCAAUCUAGCUCAAGCAGAAGCAGUUGGAAGAGAAGCCCUGGAAUUAAUACCUAAUGAUCAUUCCCUUAUGUUUUCCUUGGCCAAUGUACUGGGGAAAUCACAAAAAUAUAAGGAAUCUGAAGCUUUGUUCCUCAAGGCAAUUAAAGCCAAUCCAAAUGCUGCCAGUUAUCACGGUAAUUUGGCUGUGCUUUAUCAUCGCUGGGGAAACCUUGACUUGGCCAAGAAGCACUAUGAAGUCUCUCUGAAGCUUGAUCCCAUGGCACCAGGAACCAAGGAAAACUACAACCUCUUAAGAAGAAAACUGGAGCAGUUGCAAAAGAAAGGCGGUGUCUGAUGCUCCUUUUCAGGUUGCCCGUGCAUGCUGUUUACAACUGCUGUUACAUGGGUACUUUUGACCAUGUACAGGCUUCAGUCAUCAUUUCUCAAAAACAACACCACCAGCACCGC
Molecule: messenger RNA, 2354 nt
Organism: Agelaius phoeniceus (red-winged blackbird)
Lineage: Eukaryota; Metazoa; Chordata; Aves; Passeriformes; Icteridae
Source: RefSeq, a predicted model, not a curated record